CACAUACCUAUGUAUGUAUUUUCAAUUUCGCAAUUUGUAAACGUUAGCAGACGAUAUUAAAAUACAACGUUUUAAUAAAACCUACAGAGUGUACAGCAAGAGCUCAAUAAUAAUUCAAUAUAAUAUCUCGAUUGUUGUAAUGGCAGCCAGUUGUUCACAUAUGCGUCAGCGCCAAUUUUUGCGUUAUGGCGGCAGCCUGCAAGAACUACGUGAACAAUUGCAUCAGGAAAUUGAAAACAAAGCAAAAAGUUGCUCUAAUCCCACUUAUGAAUGUUCACUACCGAGAGUUGAUGGCCAUGAAUAUUGUAUGCGUCAUAUUUUGCGUGAUCCCCGUGGAAAUUUCCGGCAGUGCACCUACAUCUAUCCGAAUGGGCGUAAAUGUACAAAUGCUUUACAGAAGCAUGAUCUUAAAAAAGAUCCAGCCAUGACAACACUUUGUUUUGAGCAUAAUCGUCAAGCACAACUUCAGAAAACGCAUGCUUCUGUAGGCAAAUUAAAGCGUACAGAUACAAAUGAAGCACUAUUAAAUAGCUUAGCCCAUCAUAUUAACGUGGAGGUUAAUCAAUGGGAUCAGAUGGAUGAUGAUCAAGAUGAGGAAAUUGAUGUGGUAUCACCGCAUGUCGCACCAUUUGUCGCACACGAUCAAAUAAAUAGCCUUGACACUGCAUUAUCGGGUCUGCACAAAAAACGACGCAUUUUGGAUUACGCUUCAGACAGCUCAAGCGAUGUGGAUGACCCGCCCAGCAUUAAUAACACCGCUCGCGGAUUUGAGUUUCAGGAAUCGGACGAUGAAAGCGUUGAUUCUCAAAAUGAGGAUGUACUCAAACAUGCCGGCAUUUAUACACGAGAAGAGGCUAUACGUAUCUCAGAAGCAAAGCUAACCAAGUUGCAGGGUCUCUAUAUUGACCAAAUAAACCAUUUGCAUCAGGUACUUAAAGAACGCCGGCGGCGCUAUUUACUUGCCUUACGCAAAGAACGUGAAAUACUUUGUAGUAUUCACGACCAGCUAAAAGACUCACCGAGUGAGCGUAAACUUUAUGAUCAACUUAAGGCACUUAAUACGUACCAUCGCCGGUAUGGCGUUGAAUCACUGAUGUAUAAGAAAUUCAAAGAGAAACGUUCCCGCGCAACCGAAGGCUCUGCGUAUAGGCUACCCAGCUUUAACAAAUGUAUUUUUACUGAAGGUGGUGUGAAGUGCGGUGAACGAGCAAUGCCAUGUUGCAAAUUUUGUCGCAAGCACAUUUUGGAAGAUAAAAAACAGAUACUUUUCCGUGCCUGUGAGGUGGAAAAAAGUGGCGUUGUUUGCCAGGAGGCAAUACCGUGCAUCUUUGACGAUGCAUCUACUUGCAUUUUGCAUUUGACCAUGACAACGCGUCGCCAAUAUAUUCAGAAGAAAUACGAGUCCGAAACCGAAGAAGAGGAUGAGAUAAAACCGGAAUGUAUCGACGAUAAAGCUCCUCCGGCAGAGCUGGACAGUUCCAAAUUUGAGAGUGCCGCAGCCAUUUCGCCUGGUAGAAAUAUCACUAUCUCACAUGAUAGUAAGGACGACGUUUUAACUUCAAAGAACAGUAAAUAGUUUACUAGUGUUAGACUUCUAUAACCGAAUAAUAUUUCCACUGCUAGAACCUCGCUUAGUAAAAUGUCUGCAGUUGUUGGGGGGUAGUAAAGGUAUUAAAAAGCAUUCCAUAAUUUGUAAUGGAUUUUUAUUUAAGCUCGACUGAGCAAUUUAUGUAAUAAAGAAUAGUUUGAUUUUAAUUUU
Rhagoletis zephyria (snowberry fruit fly) is the source of this 1759-nucleotide messenger RNA. RefSeq names its product KAT8 regulatory NSL complex subunit 2-like. The record is from RefSeq and is a predicted model, not a curated record. Gene Ontology annotation, cellular component: NSL complex. Lineage: Eukaryota; Metazoa; Arthropoda; Insecta; Diptera; Tephritidae.